CUGUCAGACUCCCUCCACACGCACACACACUCACUCACACACACCCCUCUGCAGCAGCAGCUCCGGACGGUCAGCAUGGCUUUACGGGACGUUUCCUCCGCGCUGCUCGGACUCCUCCUCCUCCUUCACACCUGGGGAGGCUGGGCGGACGUGCAGGUGAACAUGGAGGACAAGGUGGAGGUCAGCCUGGGACAGACGGCUCAGAUCACCUGCAUGUUCACGUCAGAUGACGGCAUCGGCGCCAUGAUCAUCCAGUGGUUCUACGUGAAACGGUCGAAUGAAAAGGAGAGGAUCUACUACCGGGACGCCACCACCAGCGUCGCGGACCGAGGAACGCCGUUCACGGACCGGAUCAGCAUGAACGGCUCCGUGGCCACCGGGGAGAUGGUACUGACCAUCAGGAACGUGCUGCUGGAGGACGAGCUGGAGUUCAUCUGCCUCGUCAAAAGUCUCACCGACGGGACGGCCGAGGGACGCACCAAGCUCCAAGUGUUUGAAACGCCGAACGCUCCGACCAUCGAGGCGGCGCAGAACGGGAUCUCCGUGAAUGAGGACGUUCUGUCCAAGAUUGGCACUUGUGAGGUGAAGAACGGCCACCCCAAGCCAAACAUCACCUGGUACCGAAACUCCACUCCAGUCCGCAGCGUCCCAGGCGAGCUGCACGUAAAGUCCACAGUCACGUCCGAGUCCAGCGGUCUGUUCUCGGUAAUGAGCGAGCUGAGGAUGAAAGUGGUGAAGGAGGACAAAGACGCCCAGUUUUACUGCGAGGUCACCUACUUUGUUCCCGGAGCGACUCUGAUGACUGAAACCAGCCGCAUCAACGUCACCGUGUACUACCCCCACGAUGCAGUGAACAUCUGGGUGGCAUCACCUGCCGGCAAAGUUAAGGAAGGGGACCGGCUGGAGCUCCAGUGCGAGGGCAACGGGAACACUCAGUCCUCAAUUUUCACAAUCCGACAUGUUGAAGACGGCCGCUCCUGGGAGAGCGAUCGGCUGGAGCUGCAGAACGUGUCCCGUCUGGACAGCGGCGUCUACGAGUGCGAACCUUUCGACCCGGAAUUUCUCGCCGACAGCAUAGUCACCAAAAACACCUCGGUGUUUGUCCAUUAUCUGGACUCUGCUGUCGUGACCCCUGGAGCCAUGAUGGAGGUGACCAAGGGGGGUCAGCUGCAGGCCUCAUGCAACGCGUUGUCUUCUCUGCAGACCAACACCGUCUGGUUUAAGGACGGAGUCGAGGUUUCAACGGGACACAGGCUGAUCAUAGACGACGUCUCGUUCGACACGUCCGGGCUUUACGAGUGCGUCGUGACUGUUCCUGAAAUCGAGGGAAUGUCAACCAGCAGCACGCUGACUGUCAAGGUGGUCGGCGCUCCAGAAAUCGCAGAGGAAGACACUGAUCUGGAGACCUACGACAAGUCGGUGCAGCUGAAGUGCCAUGCCAUCGGUUACCCUGCUCCCGAAAUGACCUGGACCACGUCCGAUGGGAAGGUCACCAAGACGACUCAGACGGAGACCGAGAGCGGCUUUGAGAGCGUGAUCACCGUCCAGGUCUCCUCCAACAUCACUGCGGUCUGCCACGCCUCCAACGAAUACGGCAGCGACCUGGUGACCUUCACCAUCACAGCCAUAACACACACCACCACAACAGCAACCACCACAACCACCACAACCACCACAACCAUUACCCCCUCCGCAGUCGUAACAGAAAUCGUUAUCCCACCAAAGAAAGUCAAGAAAGAGAGCAACGGCGUGAUCAUUGCCGUCAUCAUCAUCUGCAUCCUGCUCCUGGCCGUCGUGGGAGCCGUGCUCUACUUCCUCUACAAGAAGGGAAAGAUCUGCGGCCGAUCUGGGAAGCAGGACCUCACCAAAGGGAAGUCCAGCAAAGAUAACAUCGUGGUGGAGAUGAAGAGCGACAACACAGAGGAAGCCAUUCUCCUCGGGGUCAACGGAGAAAAGCAGCCUCCCAACGACCAGUAAGGCCCGUCGUGUUCCUGGACGUGCAGACUUGAGGAGGUGACUGCAGACCGACGCAGCGGCCUCCGCCCCCACCUCCACCCCUCAGGCUCAGACCCGUCGAUGCCUUCAAGCCCCCACCGCAGCUCCUUAUUCCAGCGUUACUGUCCUGCAGAAGCUCCGCCCACCUCUCAGCUUCUGCCCAGCGUCACUCAGCAUCGCAGCGUGUUUCUGUUGCCGUGCAGCUCCAGAGCUACGCCUCAUACCUCUGCUCAGAAAUGCUCCACCUCCAACCCAGGACUGCUUUGGACUGUACCGUAUUUACUGUAAGCCUUUCAUCGCCCGUAGAACCAACCUUUAGAGCACAAAGCUGACCAGGGACUCUUUUAUAUCCAGCUAAAGCAUCACCAAGGGCGACCACUGAAGAGCAGCCUGAAACACUACAAGUGUACAUAUUAUAGUCUAUGUAUAUACAUAUUUCUUUAUUUAAAAUAACACAAUAGAAAAAAAAAAAACGAUCAAAAAUAAAUAGUGUAUUUCUUUGUUCGUUUGGGCGCUCUUUAAGGGGAGUUUAGGUAGAUGUCUCGUUUUUAUUUUGUCUUUGUUUAUUGUUGAGCUGAAGUCUGUACACUGAAAUUUUGGGGCUCCACCGAUGUUUCCGCAUCACCUCCACGGCUUGAUUCACUCCGAAAACAACAGAUCGGGGGUCUGCAGCCUUCUGCAGUCAAAAGAAAUCCUCAAUGUCUGCAGAAAAUAUAUAAAGAGAAAUUUGGUCCGACAAAGCAACGCUGCAGUUUAUGUUGCAGUUCAGUAAAGUUGAGAAGAACUACAGUUCAGAAUCACAAAAGUUUUAUUUUUCCAAAACAGCCAAAACAAAAAUAACAAUCAUUGUUGUCUUAUACGCAGUACAGAAAGACAGUCUUAAAGCAUGCAAUGAAAAUGUUAUUUUUUCCUAAGAAGAAAAAUGCAUCGACUUAAAAAAACAAAUGCUAAGAUUUAUCACACUUUUUCAUUCACAUCAUGACUUAUGAAGCAAAGCAAAGUAGCUGAAAUGUCUCACGAUGAUAUAAACCAGCUCACGUUUCUUAUUAGUGGGUGAAAAAUCAGACGAUUGUUGAAUUGAGCCGAGAUCGAAGGAUCAAAAAUCGACCUUGCUGUGAACACCCGGUUGAAAUACCAGGACGGUAAGGUGAGCGCGGCGCGGCGCGCCACGUUGCUGCAGAGCUGGAGGUUGCAGACCCCCGUUUCAGAUCAUCUAACAACAAAUUCUUCCUACUGACCGUUUUUCUUCUCACUACUUUCACCACUGAGCUUCACUCUCUUCUGUUUUUUAUCCAGUAAGGUGGGAAACUUGGCGAGACGGGUGACAUCGAAUGGCUAACACUGUUCUAGUUCUCAUUCAUUUUUCAUUCGUUCACCGUGUGUGUGUGUGUGUGGUUGCGGUUGUGUGUGUGUGUGUGUGUGUAUGUAUGUGUGUGUGAGAUACAGUUCAAGCAUUGCCAGCAGUCAUGUCACAGACUUGCAGAUGCCUUAGAAAUUGCGAUCAAAGAUCCGAAGCCAUGAAAAAAAAAAAAACUCCGUUUUCUACUGUUAGUCACAGUGAUGUUUAAUGUUCAGUGCACUGAUUUCUUUGUUGUUGUGUUUGUUUAAUGUGAAACGGCUGUUUUAUUUUUUGAGACUGUGUGUUAAUGAAAGUAUAUUUCAGUUUGUUUUGUUGUUUUUUUUUUUUUUUUUUCAAGAGGAAGGCCGAGGGUCAAACAGAUUAUUGGUCCAUGGUAAAUAUGGCUCACGGCAUGAAGUUGCCCUCGUUCUAUGGGAAGGAGACUCGUUCCUGUGAAACAAACCAAUGAAUGAAACCCUGUGUUGACUGAAACUUG
This is a messenger RNA of Salarias fasciatus (jewelled blenny), 3830 nucleotides long. Its product is annotated as cell surface glycoprotein MUC18-like. The transcript has 17 exons. Gene Ontology annotation, biological process: regulation of Rac protein signal transduction; homophilic cell-cell adhesion; regulation of wound healing. The record is from RefSeq and is a predicted model, not a curated record. Gene Ontology annotation, molecular function: vascular endothelial growth factor receptor 2 binding. Gene Ontology annotation, cellular component: cell-cell contact zone. Lineage: Eukaryota; Metazoa; Chordata; Actinopteri; Blenniiformes; Blenniidae. Bases 76 to 1977 code for a protein of 633 amino acids.